Schistocerca gregaria is the source of this 1610-nucleotide messenger RNA. RefSeq lists its product as uncharacterized. The coding region runs from base 87 to 737 and encodes 216 amino acids. The transcript has 3 exons. The record is from RefSeq and is a predicted model, not a curated record. NCBI's taxonomy places the organism in Eukaryota, Metazoa, Arthropoda, Insecta, Orthoptera, Acrididae.
AUUCUCGAGCUGUUCGUUGUGUAGCGAAGACGUGAUCUAUUGCUUAGUGCACGAAUGGUCUUGUGAUUUGGCAUCUGACUACAGAUAUGGAAUUCCUCACUUUCUUGCUAUGUGUUUUUGUUGUUAGCGCUGUACUAAAACAACCUACCACAAAUUCUGGGAAUUUCACACCUAUUGUUCCUGGAUAUGAGCUGCCUGACCGUCAGUAUGAGAAAGGUCCUGGCUUCAGCCAAGUAUCCAGUGUGUCAGUGACAGUAGAUAAUACUGUAUUACCUAGUGAUAUGGAUGACUUCUCUGAGCAAUAUGACCAGGAGAAUACUGAUGUUGAGUUCAUAAACAGACUGCGAUCUGGAAUGGAAACCAAGGAGCGUAUCCAACAGUACAGCACAGAAACAGCUGAAGCUGAAAUGGAAUAUCUCGAACAGUGGUAUGAUAAGUUCAGUGUGACAAGAGAGGAAGCUAAACUGGACACACAUACACCACAAUCAGAGACCAAUACAACAGUAGGGAAUAAGACAUCAGUUUUCUGGAUGGAAAACAAACCUUUGCCUACAGCUACUGCUCUUCUCAAAUUAGUCAAAUUCAUGAUAAUACUAAUCAUAGCUGCAAUAAUUACUACUUCCAUGUGGAGUAUUUUGAGACACCAGUUUACAUUCAUCUCUGGGAUUAUACACACAGUGAGGUACAGAAGUGCAGAUUUCGUUACUGUCAAAUACAACGAUACAUUUGUUAUUUAGAAGGCUCCACGCACGUGUCCAUCAUAUACUCAGAACUAACCAACCCUCCUCCCAGACAUAGUCAAUUCUUGUUUCUUUCUAAUCUUUUAUCCUUCUUUGCAAUUCUAACUCUCUGAGUGAUUCGUUGCUGCAUAUGCACACACACACACAUACACACACACACACACACACACACACACACACACACACACACACACACACACAAACACACACACUCACACACACGAAUAUAUAAAAAUGGAAAAUACUCUUAUCACAACAAUAGAGUCAUAGUGGACAUAAUUACAUUCAAUUAUUUUGAGAUUUGUACCACAGAAGACAAUUGUGCUUCGGUAAUCUAUAUUCUACCAGCAAAUUUAGGUAAAUGUGAAGUGAAUUAUUGGGUAGGUGUGAUUACCUGGUGGUUUCACAAGAGCUACCAAGGAUGUUCUCUUGUCAAUGUUACCACCUUCGCCAUCUUACACUAUCUUUGCCCAAUUUAUGUAUAAUGUGCAAAUAGAUAAACUAACGGUUUCAAGAGAUAGUCAGAUUGUCACAAAAUGUGCCUUAUAAAACAAAUGACUGUCCUGUAAAACUUAUUGAUUUUGCUUUUGUAUUCAAUGUCUGGAAGAUUUGUAGAGUUGCAGAUGCAAAAUUUAUGACAUUAUCUGUAAGAAUAUACUAAUUCAUUAUAUUCGAUUAACAGCUUCAGUGGAAGAUGAGACUUUUGAAAAGUUUGUUAUAAAGAAUGAAAAGAUAUUUUACAAGAGCACUAGCUGAUGUUACCACUUUUGCUUCAAUGUUUAAUGUUUACAAUGAUUGUAUAUUUACAAUUAUAAAUUUGUAGUGGUUCUUAACAAAAAUAAAUAGCAUCUUUGUGAUGCUUUUGAAUAA